AUGCUAAUACCAAUUUCAAUCUGCACAAAACUUUGCCGCCAUUUUAGUAGCUCUCUACCAAAACGUCCAAUAUUUACGAAUGUGCCAUGGAAGUACAAGAAUCUAGCUAUCAAGCAAGCCCAGCAAGCUGUAACAGAUUAUCUACACUCAACAAGAUCACUACCAUACACUUAUGCAGAUCAAAUAAGCAAGCAUUCUCUUGUUUCUCUCUCAAAUCUCGUCUCCAACAUUCAUUUCUCUGCCCCAACAUUCGCUACUUCACUUCAAAAGUAUCUCAGGUACCACCCCAUUAAUGAAUUAGAGUUUUUUUAUGAAAGUAUUGGGAUUGAUUAUGACGAGGUUAAUGGUUUUUUGUCUAAUGACAAGUUUUUUAUUUCUGAAGAGGGGAGUGCUAUGAAUGUUUCUUGUGUCCUUUGUGCUUUUGGGUUUCCUUGGAAUAAGUUGGGGAUGUUGUAUAAAGAGAAGAAGGAUAUUUUUAGUAUGAGUGGGGAGGAGGUGAAGUCUAGGCUUUGUGGUUUUAAGGGUUUUGGUUUUAGUAAUACAUCGGUGAUUGGUAUUUGUUUGGCGUUUCCUUAUGUGUUGAGAGGUGAAUUGAGUGAGGAGAUUGGUGCUUUAUUUGAUGAUUUGAAAAGGGUUUUCGUGGAUUUUGAUUUGGGGAAUUGUGUUGAAGGAAAUGUGGAUGCUUGGUAUGAGAUUUGUAGAAAAAUUCGGGUGUUUUAUGAUUUGGGUUGUGAGAAAGGGAAGGUAGGGCAGUUGCUGGGGAAGAGUAAAAGGAUUUUUGUUGAUUACCCAGAAGAGGUUUUGGUUCAAAAGGCUGAGUAUUUUUGUAAAUUUGGUGCUAGAAAGGAGGAUGUUGGUUUUUUAUUACUAAAGAAGCCUGAGAUUUUGAAUUUUCAGUUGGAAAGGCAGGUGAUUUCAGUUAAGGGGCUGUUAAGGCAUUUUGGGUUGAGUGCCGAAGAAUUGAAAUAUACUGCUCAAAAUUAUGCUCAUGUAUUCGGCCGAAAUAAAAUGGCCAAUUUACCACAUGUGGUGAGAGCUAUGGAGUUACAUGAUUGGUUUUUCAAUAAAAUUAAAGAUGGGAAUCAUCAAUUGCUAGCUAGUUAUGCCAUGAGCGAUCCUGAUGAAGAUUUGGAUGAAAAAUACAGAGAUUGCUUGGAAAGGAUCCAACGUACAAGAACCCCCUUGCAUACAAUGAAUAAGUUGGAGUUCUUGCAUGCAAUCGGGUUUGGAGAGAAUGCUUUAACUAUUAAGGUCUUAAGUAACUUGCAUGGCACUGAUAGUGAAUUACAAGAACGAGUUGAUUGCCUUCUUCAUUAUGGGAUUGUAUUCUCGAAGCUUUGUUCAAUGAUAAGAAUGAUGCCGAAGAUCCUUAGCCAAAAACCUGAGAUACUGAGACAAAAAUUAAACUAUCUUUGCCAGGACAUGAAAUCCUCCUUGCAGUACCUUGAUAUUUUUCCUUCCUUUUUGUGCUUUAACUUGGAGAAUCGGAUUAAACCCAGACAUAGAUUUCAUAAGUGCCUCACAGAAAAGGGUUUCUGUAAGCGCGAGUACUCCAUUGCAAGCAUUGUUGCAACCAGUGACAAGGGUUUUGUAGCUCGCCUACAUAUAAUUCAUCCAGAUGCUCCAAAACUUUGGCUUGAGUUCUCUAGUACAAAAAGCCCAAUAAAAGAUGGAGAACAGUAA
Messenger RNA from Dovyalis caffra, 1683 nucleotides. Lineage: Eukaryota; Viridiplantae; Streptophyta; Magnoliopsida; Malpighiales; Salicaceae. The record is from the annotation of a GenBank genome assembly.